Molecule: messenger RNA, 5167 nt
Organism: Bombyx mori (domestic silkworm)
Lineage: Eukaryota; Metazoa; Arthropoda; Insecta; Lepidoptera; Bombycidae
Exons: 4
Coding region: 259-1548 (429 amino acids)
Source: RefSeq, a predicted model, not a curated record
CGGAAGUACCUACUUACUUCGAACCAUGACGCUUUCCUUUCAUGGACCCAUCCAGUCAGCGCUUCCGACACAUCCUUUCACUCGUAAUCCGCUAAAACACAAAGUUCUAAAUUAUGUAGUCUUAGCCCCGAAAAUAUUUUUAAAUGAUGGAAUCUGACGGUUUUUUUUUAAUUUCACGUAAAGAACACGCACAACCAUAAUUUUUUCUGAGCAACUAGUAAAUAAUUAGUAUGGUCUGCAGUCAAUUACAGUACAACUAUGUUAACACUACAUGAGCAAAACAAAAUGGCAGACGACUUCAAAACGUUGACCGGCGUGUCUCCUCUCAUCACCAACGAGAGACUGAACGAAUCUCUAACCAAAUGGUUCGGUGAGGAAACAACCUUCACCCAUUGGGAGUAUGUCGGCGACACCGGCAAGGGUGAUUCCUACCUCAGCGAGUUGAUUCGCAUCAAAAUCUACGGCCUGAAUUCAAACAAAGAGUCGAAGCACGUCCAGUGCGUAUUAAAGAGCAUCCCAAAAAACGUAUCUAGGCGCUUGACGUUCCGCAGCAAUGAGUUCUUCUAUAACGAGAUCAGUUUCUACGAGAAAGUCUUACCUGAACUAUCAAAGUUCCGAGCCUCAAAAAGCGCCAAUGAACCGUUCGACAAAUGCCCGAAAUUGUUAUUCUCAUACGUCGACGGGGUCCAUGACGUCAUUUGUUUGGAAGACGAAUCGAUAUAUGAUUACGGCGGUGCCGUCAGACAGGAAGGUAUAGAUUAUGACCACGCGAAAUUGUCGUUCAAGGUCUUAGCGCGAUUCCACGCUAUAUCGUUCGCAAUGAAAGACCAAAAACCGGAUGAGUUCGAGAGGAUUCGUAAAGAAUUGCUAGAGACGUACUACCACGAACGCCUGUGGGACUGGUAUUCGAAGUUUUGGGAUCGGCUUCGGUUCAUUGCGAUAGACGCUGUCGAAAAGGAAUAUCCUAACUCGAUAUACUCGGAGAAGGUCAAGGAAUUCGCCGUACCGGAAAUAUACAAGAAGAUGGUAGAUGCCGCCACGAAUACUCUUGAUACCGGCGUCAUAUCUCACGGGGAUUGCUGGACGAAUAAUUUCCUAUACAAAUACGUUGAUAGUCGGCCGGUUGACGCGAAAAUCAUUGAUUUCCAACUGACGCGCUGCGCCUCGCCGGUUCUAGAUGUUUCCUUCUUUGUUUACGCGUGCACAACUCGUGAGCUAAGGGACAAACACUACGAUGAACUCAUUGACUAUUAUUACGACGUAUUGUCGCAAGAAAUUCGAAGCUUAGGUAGCGAUCCUGAUAAGAUCUACCCUAAGUCAUUGUUCAUGGAAGAAAUCAAGAAAUACUCUUACUUCGGGUUAGGUUUUAGCUUCGAAUCGACCCCGUUCAUCGUCUUGGCGCCCGAAGAUGCUGUUAGUAUGGAGAUGGAGAGCGAAGAGAAACUUAACAUAGACGAUUUCUGGCAGGUCAAACCGUUUAAAACUAAGGAAACGAGGCUGAGAGAAGCCAACAACGUCGUACAUUGCGUGGACAGGGGAUACAUAUAAAUAAUAAAAUUAGUAGUUCCUUCGCGUUUAGGCCGGUGGCUCUCAAAGUUCUCCAUAAAAAUAAUUCUAAAGAAUUGAUUUGGGGAUCCAUAGAAUCACAUGAUACGCAUGUACUAAUAUUUAUCUAUUAAAUAAAUAAAACAGUUUCAUCUGAAUUAGUCUCUAAUAUGACAGCAAAAUAAAUAUCGUCAAUUCAUAAUGUAUUUUUGUUGAAAUUUUAUGUAAUUUCAAAGGGACAGUGGUUUUCUUUUUUGACCAAAACUAAAUUGCAGUUGCAUAGCGUAUCUAAACUUCCUAGAUCUACCCUCACUGGCUGGCACCACAGUUUCCUGUUUCGGUUUCAAAUAUCCCGGACCCCCAUCAUUGAAACUUUAAUAAUUCAUAAUAAAUCAAUAUUGGCGACGAUAUUCAGGGUACCCGUAAUAGCAAAAAUUCUUACAGACUUUGAGUGUCACUGGUUUAGAGGCGUUGAAUCGAGGCGUUAACGCCCCACCAAUAGUUUGACCUCCACAAUAAACAGUAUGGAAUCCUGCCGGAUGAGCUAUUUAAUAGCCUGUUCGUGUGAUCGUUUCUCUAAUAGAUUUAGUAAAAAUAUAUAAUAAUAUACUGGGUGUUAGGAAACCGCAUCCGAAACCAAAAAAUUGGUACCUCCAAAGUUGUAAAUUUUGGGAAGCGCGGUAUCAGCGCCGCGCCCGCGCGUUCGUUGACCCCGAGCAUCAGCUGUUUCUGAUUUUGUGUUUCAUUGCUGGUUUUUUUUUAACAUUAUGGGACGUAAAUAAUGCUAAUAAAACGUUUUAAAAUAGUUUUUUUUUUAAAUUAGGAUCGAUUUUUUUCCGUCCCAUCGUCAAAGGUGUCAUUAGUACUAUCGUCUGUCUUCGUUUUCGGAAGCGGUCUCCUAACACCCAGUAUAUCCAUAAGAUUUUGAAAAUCGACCUUUAAUGUAUUCCAUUUAUGGUUUAAUAUCGUUAAAAUAGUGUAGUGAAUUCAAACAGUUCGGUAACGCCGUCCUAUAGGACACAGUGCCUUACAGUAAAUACCCCAUACCGUAGUUUUAUGGUAUAGCAUUAGAUAUAGGUAUAAUGUAGUGUAUAGUUUAAUAUAGCCCCACAUGAAAAAAAACAUUCUAUUAUACUAUAAUAGUUUAAGCGCACAAUGAAAUUAUCUAUUUCGUGAUUUACACACCCUGUAUGUCACGUCGAGGUCAAUGACCUAUCUAAUGCUGAGUCCACACUAUCGGUCAACGUAAUUUUCUUUUCGUCUCGUCCCUGCUUCCUAUGUUUAAUGACUGUUAAUAAGAACUAGUGAUAAUUCCCGCGUUAAAUCUCUGAUAUGUCGAAAGAAUAUCGCCACUGCACGUCACACCGCAAUUAGAAUGUGGUCAAAAUAUCCCGUUAAGCCGCGGCCACAUUACUGUGUUCUUAGUGCGAGUUUUUUAACGCUCUCGAUAGCGUAAAAGUUAACUCAAAUUUGUAUACAGUUGGAACCACCAGUUUUACUGGUGGUAGGACCUCUUGUGAGUCCGCACGGGUAGGUACCACCGCUCCGCCUAUUUCUGCCGUGAAGCAGUAAUGCGUUUCGGUUUGAAGGGUGGGGCAGCCGUUGUGACUAUACUGAGACCUUAGAACUAUAUCUCAAGGUGUGUUGCGCAUUUACGUUGUAGAUGUCUAUUGGCUCCAGUAACCACUUAACACCAGGUGGGCUGUGAGCUCGUCCACACAUCUAAGCAAUAAAAAAAAAAAAGAACAGCGCCCCUAGCGGCAAGCGUAGGCCGUCGUCGCAGUAAUGAGCAGCGGUACCCGACGGUCUGGUCUCAGCUUAGAUAAUAUACGAAACUUCAUUCCGUACAAUUUGCUUACCAUUAUGGUAACUUUGUUUUAUGCAUUCAAUGACAUAUAUAAAUAAAUACAUACAUACAAUAGACAUUGACUUUGCUCGCGAAUGUAUUUCAUUUUUGUUUUUUGUUUUUAAGAAUGAUUUCGAUGCCUGAAAGCCUUUUAUUGGUUUAAGCGAUACUUUUGAGACUUUACACGAGAGCAAUUUAAAGAUUUAAAAUUUAGAAAAAGAUAUAUAAAAAACUUCAGAGGUGUCAAGGGAGACCCGGAUGGAACGAAGUUCCUUUCGAUUAACUAGUGAAGGAAUUGUAAUUAUUUUUUUAAGUUAUAAUAAUAAAUUACGGCAUUAUGAAGAAGAAAAAAACAAUACUAUGAACUAAAUUACUAUUGUUGAAACGCUAUCUCGAGAAACUGUACUCAUUACGCGGACCAAUCGGAUACGAGCAAUGUCACGCGAUAAGCGCCUACACGUUGAUUGGUCAGAAUGACGGAUCUAAAAAGUGUCGUGACAACUUUUCGUAAGAAUUUUUUCCGUCUGCCUCCUUUCACAACGCGCGAUAAGGAACUUCGUUCCAAUAACAAAAAAAGGCACAUUUAAUUACAAAAAUAGAUGUCGCGUAUCAUGCGAAAUGUCGCUUAGACCAAAUAAUUUUUCGCCCCUCGAUUUGGUGUCUUAUAAUAUCAGCUUUCGCUUUUGUUUCUUUUUUGGUAAUGACAUUUUGACAUUUACUUGAUAUUGUGAAAAAAGAACUUAAUUUUUUCAAUUUUUAAUUUCUUACAGUUCACCAGGAUCUAUUCAACAGAAAACAAGUACAGUUGACAAAAACACAAUAGAAAAUUAUAUUGCAACUGUUUUUUUUUCUAGCUUUAGUAAGCACUAGUGAAGGCUUUCUAGCUUUGUAAGCACUAGUGAAAGCUUCGUUUCUAGAUUUUUAACCACUAGUGAAAGCUCGCUACCGUGAUUGCCAGCCGGCUUAUCAGCCCCAAUGUAACGUAAAGUUGCGAUUCCAUAUUUACCUCACGUUUGAAGUUGACUCUCUUAUUGGAUAACGUUACUAUUAAAUAUGUCCGCAUUCAAUCUUUAAGAAUGACUAUGAACCAAAAACGCUACCGAUAUUUGAGGGUAUCGUGGUAACAAUAUAUUUUAAAAGUACCGUCUUUUCUCGAAUACGAUUCUGGUAAUUUGUUUUUAUUCUGUCUUAUCUGUCGGAUAACGCAAGACUUUUUUAUUGCUGUCAACCUGGUCUUCAAUGGUUAUCGGAGGCCAUGGUCAUCAUAACGCGAAUAUACCUUGCUACAUGAGAUCGAUGUCUCAAUAUGUCCUGAGAUCGUCGUGCGCUUCAUAACGCAAGACUAAUUCGCGACAAAAACAAAAUGAUAAUCGAUAUUAUAAACAUUAUUUUUGAAGAUUUUACUACCUCAUUAUACGGAAAAUUGCAAACCGCAAAAUUUUCGACUAACAAUAAAUAGGUACUAUACAUUUUAAGAAUACACUCAAACCGAACACAUAUAUGCUUUUGACGCCUGUGCAAAGAUAAUAAUCCACUGAGUUGCUUAGUACAGAGUUUAUUUUUAAUGUUAUAAUUGAUUUGAAUUUUAAAAUUUAAUUCAUUUGUUUGUGUGUAUUUGGUUUAAGAAAUCAUGACAUUGCUAGCAUUUUUUAUUUUCAUUGUUAUUUCCUAGUGGUUUAAUAUUCAAAUGACGGACUGAUUUUAAAUCAGUUCUAUAUUUUUUAUUUCAUAUUAUAUUUAUUAUUGAUGCUUAAAAUAAAUGUUUGCCAUUUACAA